Closterium sp. Naga37s-1 is the source of this 2925-nucleotide messenger RNA. Lineage: Eukaryota; Viridiplantae; Streptophyta; Zygnematophyceae; Desmidiales; Closteriaceae. The record is from the annotation of a GenBank genome assembly.
AUGCACGGCUCAGCACCUGCCGGUGCCGCCCCAGAAGCAGCAGCACACAGCAGCCUGCGAGGUGAAGCCAUGGAGGUGGAUGGGCUGGUGCUAGCCGGUAGCAGCGCAGGGAGGGGGCGGGGUCGCAGGGCGUGGGGCGAGGGGGUGGAGGAGGUGGGGGCAGAUGAGGACUGCGUGGGUAGAGCAGGGCUGCUGGGAGGGGAGGGAGGUGCUGUGGGGAGCGAGGAGAGGGGUGUGGGAAGGAGGAGGGGGAGACGGAGGAAGAGCGAGAGGGUGGAGGAUGAAGAAUAUAUGUGGGGCACAGAUCAUGCUUCAGAGGGGGGUGAGCUAGUGGGGGACGAUGAGGAGGAGGAGGCGGAGGCGGAGGAAGAGGAAGAGGAGUAUGAAGAGGAGGAGGAAGAGGAGGAGGAAGAGGAGGAGGAGGAAGAGGAGGAGUAUGUGGAAAAGGAGGAAAUAGAUGACGAGGAAGAGUUGCUAGCUUCGAAAGACGCUGAGGAUAAUGGCACGUAUGAGCGGCACGGGCAGUACGGAGAAGAAAGGGAGAUGGCACGUGCUGAGAAGGGUGCGAACGAGGUGGACGAGGGGAGAGAGGGGGGCGUGCAGCACAACCCCAGGCACAGUGAACCGGGGCAGCGGAGGAGAGGGUAUGGCGGUCAGGAGCUGGGGCAUGAGGGUGGAGUGAGAGGCGGCCUUGGUGCUGCAGGUGUGGCUGUAGAGAGUGGUAGAGGGCAAGAGGGGGGAGGAGGUGGAGAGAGGGAACGAGAGAGGGAUGUGGUUCGGCAGGUUCGGCGUGACAUGGCUCGGUUGGAGGCUCGGAUUCCGUGGCUCGGGGUCCGCAAGUGGCUUGAGGCUCGGCCCAAAGAGGCUGUUGGGAAUGUUGUGUCAGCAGUGGCAGCACUGGCACGCCACACAUCAGCCUCCCCAGCACACGCCACCCUACCAUCACCACCACCCUCCUCCUCUCACAUCCUGCCUCCCACCGCGCCACCUGUGGAGGCACUCUUCCCCUGGGCGGCGCACUUGAAGCCGCUGCUGCCUGCGCCCGCCCUCACUGCUGCGGUGGCCGUGGCGGCAUCAGAGGCAGCAGCUGCUGUGAAGGGCGAUCAUUCGCCGUGUCUUGUCGAUACAUCUGCUCAUCUUCCCAGUUUCAAGGCACCUCAUAACUCCCUGUGUCGUGUCAUGUCAUCUCCACAUCCCCCCCUUCCUGCCCUGUUUUUCCUGUUCCUUUUCUCUCGUUCUCUUUCUCCUGCGUCUGCACCUGCAGGUAUGAUCAGGGGAGGCAGGCGGACAGUGGUCAGGGCUGUUGCUGCUGCUGCUGCUGCUGCUGCUGGUGAUGGUGCUGCUGCUAUUGGCACCGCUGCUACUGCUGGUGCCGCUGCUGGUGGUACUGGUGGAGUUGAUGGAGGUGAUGGUGUAACAGGUGUCGUUUCAGAGACAGGAGGUGACGAGACACGGAUUGCAGCAGCAAUGCCUCCAGCAGCAGCAAUGGUAGCAGCCACACCGACACCAGCAGCACCACCAGCAGCACGAGCAGCAACAGCAGCAGUAGCAGCAGCAGGUGGAAAUGGUGAGCGAGUGAGAAAGAGGUCACACGCAUCUCGGACUGCAGAGGAGCUCGUGGAUGUACCGGUGCAGCAGCAGCAGCAGGUGGGGGGCGAGGGGCACAGCGCGCGUGCAAAACGGCGAAGGGGAGCGUCCAUGCACUCUCGCGGAGAGGAGCUGGGUGGGGGGCAUGCAGAUGGCGCUUUGGAAGCGGCAGGUGAGGCGGGUGGGACAGGUGGGACAGGUGGUGUAGAUGAGGCAGAGGGUCGCAGGCAGGCAGAGGUGGAGGAGGAAGCACGUGGAGCAGUCACAGAGCGUGGUGCCCGCGUGGGGACUGCUGCUGCUGCUGCUGCUGCUGCUGCUGGUGCAGAGACAGGGAGGGCAGCUGUGGGAAGGAGGUCGGUUGCAAGAGCAGGGAGUGGAGGAGUAGGAAAGGGUGAAGCGGCAGGGAGGGCAUCAGCAGAGACAGCAGGAGUGCCGACAACAGGUUCGGCAGGAGUUGUAGCAGCAUCGGGGGCAUCUGGUUUGGGCAGACGGGUGCGGUACAGCACAGGUGCAGCGAGAGCGCCUGCAUCAGCAGCAGCAGCAGUGAUUGCCCGGAGGCGAGGGCUAAGAGGGAUGGGGGGGAUGGGGCAGAGGCAGGGAGGUGCCGUUUGGGGCAGCAGGGGAAGGAGGUUGGUGAGUGGUGUGGCUGUGGGAGUGGGCCGAGGUGGGAGGGGUGGGAGGGGAAGAGGUAGAGCAGGGCACGGUGGUGCUUUGGGUGAGAGAGGAGAGGCAGAGGGAAUAGGUGGCAGGGGAGCAGGAAAAGCAGGGCUGGUAGGAAGUGAAGGGGGUGAUGGGGAGAGAGAGGGGCAGUGGGGAGUGAGUGCGGGAGGAGAGGGUGAGGCGGGCAGAGCGAGGGUGGGACGGAAGAGGAGGCGAGGGGUGCUGAUCGGCGCUAAGGGAAGGACAGCAACAGCGGCAGCAGCGGGAGCAGCAGGAGCAGCAACAGGAGCAGGUGCAGUUGGGGGGAAAAGCCUACCACGGCAAUUACAAGCAACUUCAGCAGAUUCUCUCACUGACCCUUCCACAGCUCCCUACAGUCACCAAGGCAGCACCUCCUUACAAGCACAGCCUCGCCCCCUCUCCACACGCACGCUCCGCUGUCCCUAUCCUGCGCCAACUGAGCCAGGUUCGGAUGACGAGUCUAGAGGCUCGGAAGACCUUGGGGAUCCGAGCCUGGGCUCUCCAGGCGGCUCGGGGGAACUGCCUCGGGUGCUGUCUCUGGGGGGACUGGGGGGACUAGAGGGGAUGGAGGGGAUGGGGUUUGAGGGGUUUGAUGGGGCCAUUGAUCUGGAGGACAUGGCUGAGCUGGAUGAUGCUGCUGGGCUGGGGUUUGAGUGA